CAGGGUUCAAAGAUUCAUCGGAUGAUUCAUCAGCUGUCACGUGGAGGAUCUGUGAGCGCAAUGCAGAGUCCAGACAUGAACGGAUACACCGGAGUCACAGCGCAGUCCUCACAGAUGAACGGUCAUGGCUCACUGUCUCCAGAUGUUCCUGCCAAAAGGUCGGGUGGUAAAGCUCUGUACGAACAUAGGAAGAACUACACCAAAAACAGCAUCAACAGCCUGACGGACACGUCACAGUACCAUGUGGAGCAUCUGUCCACGUUUGUGAUGGACCGCAAGGAGGCCAUGCUGACCAUCGAGGACGGCAUCAGAAAGCUGCGUCUGCUGGACGCUAAAGGAAAGGUUUGGACGCAGGACAUGAUCCUGCAGGUGGACGGGAAAGCCGUCAGCCUCAUCGACCACGACAGCAAGAACGAGCUGGAGAACUUUCCUCUGGGCUCGAUCCAGCACUGUCAGGCCGUGAUGAACGCCUGCAGCUACGACUCCAUCCUGGCGCUGGUGUGUAAGGAGUCCAGCCAGGGCAAACCGGACCUGCACCUGUUCCAGUGCGACGACAUCAAGGCCAAUUUGAUCCACGUGGACAUCGAGAGCGCCGUCAGCGACCACAAGGACGGGAAGGUCAAGAAGCGUCCGGAGGUGCUGAAAAUGAUUCUGAAGAGUGACGGAACUAUCCCUCCGCCCCCAGGAGGCCCCGCCCCCAAGCCUCCAGGAGCUGUCAAUCAAGCGUCCGCCAAGAGCCGAGUGGCCAGUUGGUCUGCGUGGACCAAUGAGCAGCAGGAGCAUGAUCCACAGAGACAUUACACAGAGCUGGAAGACUCUCCUGAGAUGAGCGCAGCGCAAGUGGACAGAGAUGUGCAAAUCCUCAAUCACAUUCUGGACGACAUCGAACACUUCGUCACCAAACUGCAGAAAGCCGCCGAGGCCUUUAAUGAGCUCUCCAAACGCAAGAAAAACAAGAAGAGCAAAAAGAGAGGACCGGGAGAGGGGGUUUUGACGCUGAGAGCUAAACCUCCGUCUCAGGACGAGUUUAUCGACUGUUUCCAGAAGUUCAAACACGCCUUCAACCUGCUGGGGAAGUUGAAGAACCACAUUCAGAACCCCAGCGCUGUAGAUCUGGUCCACUUCCUGUUCAAUCCUCUCAGACUGGUGAUCCAGACGUCUGGAGGGGUGGAUCUGGCUAAAAGCGUUAUCGUUCCUCUCCUCACCAGAGAAGCCAUUGACUUCCUGCACGCAGCGGGUUCGGCGGAGGAGAGACACCUGUGGGUCACGCUGGGAGACGGAUGGACCAAAUGCAGGUUGGAGUGGCCGAAGGAUCACCCGUUUCCUCCGCACACGCUGUGUUUCCGGGACGGCUGGGAGCCGCCGGUGCUGGUGUCUCGUGAGCAAGACGUGGCUCAGCUGGCGGAGAGGCUCGGCGCGGCGCAGACCGAGGUUCAGAGACCUGUGGACCAGCCGGUGGUCCAGGACUUCCCCGGCGCAGACGGGUACGGCUACAGUAACACUUCUUACAAGCGUUUGCACCUGCUGGAGCCAGACAUGGCCGUGGCUGCUUUUAAACACGCGGUCAGCCGUCAUGUAGAUAGGAACCUGGAGGCUCACGGCCGGACGCAGAGAAACUUUGCCAAAUCCAGAUAUGACUUUGUGGCCAGAAACAACACUGAACUGUGUGUGAUGAAAGACGAGGUGGUGGAGGUGCUGGAUGACAGGAAGCAGUGGUGGAAGGUGCGUAACGGGAUGGGCGCUUCGGGAUACGUGCCAAACAACAUUCUGGAGAUCAGCAGAGCGGUGGACGUGACGGGCCGCGGGGAGCCCAUCUACAGCCACACCAUACAGCUAAUGAUGCCAAAAAAGGAAUUUGAGUUGUUUAAGCAAUUACUGGUCGAGUUAAACGAGAAGCAGCGCUCAGAUUACGUGCCCAAACCGGCGGUGAAAACAUGUAAUACUUUCUCAAUGGCACACACACCUGCAGCAUUAUUCAUGUGUCUCUCAGGCCGAAAGUCCAACAUGGAGGAGGUUCAAGACGAGCUGAUGCACAGACUGACUCUGGGCCGCAGCGCUCAGAAGAAGUUCCAGGCUCCGUCUCGCUCCAGCAGCCUGCCGGCGGUCAACAUCACGUACGACUCCACGCCGGACGAGGUGAAAGCCUGGCUGCAGCUCAAAGGCUUCAGCGAAGUGACCAUCAACAGUCUGGGUGUGCUGACCGGUGCUCAGCUCUUCUCUCUGAACAAAGACGAGCUGAAGACCGUCUGUCCUGAUGACGGCGCUCGAGUCUACAGCCAGAUCACCGUCCAGAAAGCUGCUCUCGAGAGGAGCUCCGGCUCGGAGCUGCAGGAGAUCAUGAGGAGGCGGCAGGAGAAGCUGGCGGUGGCGGCCAGCGAUUCCGGCGUGGAGUCCUUCGACGAGGGGAGCAACCACUGACCCCUCACUCACCUCUGUCACCUCUGACCUUUUACAGGACGCCGUGGAGCGCGCUCAGUUUGCCGCCAUAAUGCGCCGUCGUCAGGAACUCUUGGACCCGUCCGAUAACGGAACCGGAUCGGACG
Messenger RNA from Sinocyclocheilus rhinocerous, 2543 nucleotides. RefSeq names its product epidermal growth factor receptor kinase substrate 8-like. Gene Ontology annotation, molecular function: actin binding. Gene Ontology annotation, cellular component: ruffle membrane; plasma membrane; vesicle. Gene Ontology annotation, biological process: positive regulation of ruffle assembly; Rho protein signal transduction; regulation of Rho protein signal transduction. Bases 22 to 2418 code for a protein of 798 amino acids. NCBI's taxonomy places the organism in Eukaryota, Metazoa, Chordata, Actinopteri, Cypriniformes, Cyprinidae. The record is from RefSeq and is a predicted model, not a curated record. The transcript is spliced from 23 exons.